CAUAAAUCUAAGCCUUGCGAUGAAUCCUAGGUAUAUUUCAGCAUUUCUGAGUGAUUUGUGCCAAAUGGGUGACUUGAAUGGACAUAGCAGAAUAAUUUCUCUUCUAGUUGGAUUAUGUUUGUGUGUUGUCUCUGUGAAAGCUGGUCCACCAUGUUUCGCCAGUGAUUAUCUAGAACCACUAAGAUAUGCUAGUUUGAGGAAACAUAUAGAUAAAAUUGUGAGUGAAACAGAUGGACUGCUGAUGAAAGCGAAUGAUCUUAAAGAAUAUAUAGGUGGUCGGUUUCUUCUUUCUGACGAGUACCUAUGCUCUGGUAUCCCACUGGAACUUCUAAGCGAGAGAGGACUUGCGUUCCCGGCCUACGAUGAUAGUUCCUGCCCAAUAGCAUUUAUUCACAUACCUUCUGUUUCGGAUGAUGAACGAGUUCAAGAUUAUUUAACUGAGAUAUGUGACCCGUCCAGUAGAAAGACAGCACGCACAGCACACAUACUGUGGAUAAUGAGAACAACUUAUAAUAUACUAAAUGUUCUUGCCAACUAUUUCGAACAUCUUAAGUACAGCACAAAAGAAAGUCCCACUGUAGAGCGAAAUAUAACAUUUUUCCAAAGGGAAAUUUACAGUUCUAUGUGUACGAUAAAAAUAGCUCUAAGAUCACAGGAUGUUGAUUUACCAGAAGCUGUCCCUAGUGGACACCUGUCAGCACAUUUCCUUCAGCAUUAUAUGUCUACUAGAACGGAACGACAAUUCACUACUUAUGUAACUGUACGAGACAGUGUACGUAUUGCGAACUAUAUAAAUGAAAUUUACCAAAGUAUACAGGACUGCUAUCUUAACUUGGAUACUUAUAUAUACAACUUGUUAACAUAAGAGACUUCCCUGCACAGAACAUUUUUCUAGAAUUAAUCCAGAUGUUAUGUUCGAGAAAAAUAUUUACAGAAACCCUUAACUAUUGAACUGUUUACAUAUUAGUCUUUUUUAAAAUUAUUUUUCCAUAUACAUUCUUACGCAUUAUGUUCGGUAUCAAGAAACAAAAUAUAGCGCACGAAAUUACACAGUCCAUACCUUAACUAUUCAUUUUCACAAAAUGUCUCUAUUUUGAGACGUAAACGUCUUGCAAUGUUGGAGGUGGGUGUAAAUAUAACUUGAUCUUUACUUCUAAGUUUAAGCAUGUUAAGUUAACGAGAUCUUAAUUUUAUAAUAAACUAACGUUGAUGAUAUUAAUACGCUGAUUUCUAUAUUUUCCGGAUUACUGUUUCAUUAAUAUGUAUUAUUUUGAUUAUAUACCUGUACGUUUUCCUGCUGCAACAUUCUUUCUGGAAGAACUGGAAUAAAAAGAGUAGUCUUUAUCCCGAAAGAUUUGUAUUUACCUCCCUUUCAUAUGAAUGAUUAACAGCUUGUAUUAUAGUAUAUAUUGUCUUCUCGCUCCUGUGUAGUGAAGAUAUAAUCUCCUUACUUGUAGGUGCUGACAUAUA
Molecule: messenger RNA, 1470 nt
Organism: Mercenaria mercenaria
Lineage: Eukaryota; Metazoa; Mollusca; Bivalvia; Venerida; Veneridae
Exons: 5
Coding region: 20-865 (281 amino acids)
Source: RefSeq, a predicted model, not a curated record